CUACAAGCAAACACAGCUCAUCUCAUAAUUCUUUCACUCUUAUUUUCUCUCUCUCUCUUAUACUUUCCUCUCUCCGGUUCUCUCGAAUUACAGUUUCGUACAUUUGCCGGACCUUACUGUUUCAUCAUGCCUACUACCGCCGAGGAUGGAAAAGACUUGUAUCUUCACGGUGAUCUUGAUCUUAAGAUCAUCAAGGCUCGACGGUUGCCGAACAUGGACAUAGUGUCCGAGCACUUGCGCCUUUGUUUCACGGCCUGUCGCGUUAGCGAAAGUAAGCCAGAGUCGGAGCCUCACGAUUGGGUUGCCGAAGAGAAGGGAGAUGGAAUCGAGGAUAACCAUCAUCACAGUAAGAUUAUCACCAGCGACCCUUAUGUUACCGUGUCGGUGCCGCAAGCCACCGUGGCUCGCACACGUGUCAUUAAGAACUCUCAGAAUCCAUUCUGGAACGAGCACUUUCUUAUUCCCUUGGCUCACCCUGUAGCUGACCUCGAGUUUCAAGUUAAAGACAACGAUGUUUUUGGCGCUGAGAUUAUUGGGAAGGCGAAAAUCCCCGCCCAUAAAAUCGCCACACGUUAA
Molecule: messenger RNA, 576 nt
Organism: Pistacia vera
Lineage: Eukaryota; Viridiplantae; Streptophyta; Magnoliopsida; Sapindales; Anacardiaceae
Product: phospholipase D delta-like
Exons: 1
Coding region: 127-576 (149 amino acids)
Biological process (GO): phospholipid catabolic process
Cellular component (GO): plasma membrane
Molecular function (GO): D-type glycerophospholipase activity
Source: RefSeq, a predicted model, not a curated record